CGGGAGUUGGCAAUACUGUCUGAGUGGCUGUCAGUGUGCUGAGCGGGCGGCGCGGCGCGGGCGCAAUGUUUUCCUUGGCUAUUGUAGUGCUGUGUCUUUCAAACUCGAAUUUCAGUGGCAAUCUCAGAGUGGUCACCUUAUUGUUUGCAGCCAUAGGGCGUCGUGGAGGCGUGACUGCUGAGGGAGAGACAAGCACACGAUGAGCUUUAUGCGGCACAGAUCCAGUGCUGCCAGCCAUCAUGACAGACUCUCCUACAUCCAUGGGCCAGAUCAGUCAUACAGCACAGAAUGUUUAUACACUUUUGAUCCUCGAAAAAACUUGAACGAUUUAUUCCAAUCUGUCUCCAUGGAAAAUGUGUGUAUGGAGAACCUGCGUGUGUACCUGCGGGUGCGGCCCAGGCUGGAAGGAGAGGUGCAGCAGAAUGAGGACACACAAGUGGAUAUCAUAGAUGACCGCAGUGUGAUCCUUACAGCCCCUACCUGCUCCAACACCUUCAAAAACAGUGUACGAGGCAUCUCAAAGCUCACCCAUAAAUUCACCUUCACUCACGUGUACGGGCCAUCCACCACCCAGGAGGACCUCUUCCGUUCCUCAUCUUUAAACCUCGUCACAGACUUUGUCAGCGGCCAGAACUGUCUCCUUUUCACCUAUGGAGCCACAAAUUCUGGCAAGACAUUCACAGUACAAGGAACACCGGAGGAUGCCGGACUGUUGCCCCGCACAGUACAACACAUUUUCAAUCUUGUCGGGGAGAACCAUUAUCCCAGGAAUGACCUUAAGCCCAAGUUUUGCUGCAAAGUAACACGUCUCGAGGAGCAGGAUGUCAUUAAGGAAGAAGAGAAGAGGGAGAGUAUUUUUAAGAUUCCAUCCAACCUCACCACUACAUUUUCACAAUCCACUCUGAGCAUUCUCAAAGCAUCAAUGAGUGAGGACAGUGUAAACACCACUGAGUGUAGCACAGCCUCCCACAACACCACUGAGGCUGGAGUGUCUCCAGUUUUGGACUCUACCAAUGACACCACUGGAGACUUGACUGGUCUGGGCACCACUUUAUAUGCUGUGUUUGUCUCCUUUGCGGAAAUAUAUAAUGAGUACAUAUUUGACCUCCUGGAAAAGAUACCCAUGUCAAAAGGGAAACGGAACCCCCUCAUGCUUGGAGAAGACUAUGAUGGGGCUGUCUAUAUCAAAGGUCUGAAUGAGGUACGAGUGAGGACAGCUGAGGAGGCCCUGCAGCUUGUGAAUAUUGGCCGCCAGAACCUACACUUUGCUGCUACCCGCCUCAACCACAACUCCUCCCGUUCACACUGCAUCUUCACCGUCAAACUGGUGCGCUUGGCAGAUGCAGACAACCCACACUUUGCCAGAGUCUCAGUAAUGUCGUUGUGUGAUCUGGCUGGUGCAGAGCGAGCAGCCAAGACCUGUAGCACUCAAGACCGCCUCAAGGAGAGUGGCAACAUCAACACUUCCCUCCUCACCCUCAGCAGAUGCAUUGAGGCCCUCAGGUGUAAUCAGACACAGAAGGGCAGUAAGAAAGUGCCUGUGCCGUACCGUGACAGCAAGCUGACACGGCUCUUUCAGUCUUUCCUCUUAGGCAAGGGCAGGGCAGCCAUGAUUGUCAACAUAUCCAAGAUGCCGCUGCUGUUUGAUGAAACGCUCCAAGUACUCAAGUUUUCAGCUGUUGCAAAGCAGGUGGCCAUCACUCAGGCAAGGGAGUCAGAAAUGCAGGUGGUGCAGCCAAGCCGGCGUGUGAGUCGGCUCUCCAAGAUGGUACGUCAGUCCCUCAAGGGUAACGGCAGACUCUCAGUGCCCUGGGCCAAGGGCAAGGGCUCCAUCACAUUCGGUGAGAGUGUGUGUGAGGAAAAAGGGGAUAAAGAACAAGAGAUUGAGCAGGAAGAUCUCCUUGAGGAAGAUGAAGAUGAUGAUGAGGAGGAUGAACGGAUUGAGGGUCUCAUCCAACUCAUUAACAAGCUAAAAGAGGAGCUGGUCAGGGAACAUCAAGAAAAACUGGACCUUGAAGAACGUUUGCGACGGGAACUUUGCAAAGAGUUCUCUCAGCAACUGGUGGAAAUCCAGAACUCUUGGAGCCAGCGAUUGAAAGACCAGGAGAAUCUGUAUGAGGAACUUACUGAGUGCAAGAUUCAGGCGCUCAUGAAGUCUGUGAAGAAGUGCAAUAAACGGAUGAGGUGUGAGGAGGAUCCUGAUGAGGAGUAUGUUUCCUCAGUGUUUCUCUUCAGAGAACAACAAAAAGUGGCACAACAAAAGCAAGAGAUUGAGGAGCUGAAGGCAAAUGAAAAUCUUCUCAAGGAGGAAGUGAAAUCCCUGAAGGAUUCCCAGAAGAAGAUCAAUGAAAUGGCAACGCAGGCUAAAGAGGAGAAGUCAAGGCUCACCUUCAGGCUGGCACAGCUCACCACCACCUAUGACAAAGUGGUGCAGGAGUUGGAGGAGGCCAAGUCCCUGAGUGUGUCUGCCAGCCUUGACAACACAGAGGUCAUUCAGGAGCUCAGGGCUCAGCUGGAGAAGAGGAGUGCCCAGCUGGCAGAGCAAGACCAUGAGAUUCAGGAUCUGCAAACUAUGCUGGUGGAGGCUUCAGAAUAUUGUACUAGCAAAGAGGAUUUAUGUUCCAACUUAGAGAAGUUGCUGGAAUCAAGUCGACUGAAGAAUACUCAACAUAUGAUGUACAUCAAUGAUGUGGAGAGCCAGCUGGAGGAAAGCAGGAGCAUGCUGAGCCAACAGGCAGCACAGAUGGAGGAGCGAGAACAAGACAUUGAGGAUCUGCGCCAGCUGUUGUCUCAAGAAAGGAAAUCCAGGAAGGAAGAGUUGUCGAAGAUGGAAGAGGAUUAUGUCAGAGAGAAAAGCAAGUUGCUUCUGGAGGUGGCAGGACUAAAGAGGAAUAAGCCAGCAGAAAAUAGUGGCAAUGGUGAGGAAGUCAAGGUGCUUGCGGAGAAAGUCUCUCAGCUCCAGGAGGAGAAGGAGGCACUGAAGAAGAGUAGUGAGAGUGUGAGAGAGAGACAGGAACAAGAAACCAUAGAAAAAGAUAAACACAUUAAAUCAUUAGAAGAGGAGUUAGUCAUGAUGAAAAAGCAGCUAUCUCAGAAAGAGACUGACAUCAAGAAAGAAAAAGAGGAAAAAGAAAUAAAAAUAGAUGAACUUAAGAAGAUUCAAGAGUCUGUUUUACACCAGGAAGAACUGAAAGGAGAAAAGGUGGCAGAGAUAGACAGACUGAUGCAGGACAAUGAGGCACUAUCCAGUCAAGUCCAGUGCCUGAAAGCUUGCAAUGAAGCACUGAAUAGUGAAUGUGAAGAUAUUAAGAGCUGCUUGAAAGAGAAAAAGGAUGCUGAAGUGAAGUUGCAAGAGGACUUCACUGCAUGCAAUUCUAAAUUAGAGGAGUUAGAAAAGGCCUAUGGAUCCCUGAAGAAGAUGGAAGAUGCUAAAGUGAAGCUCCAAGAGGACUUAGAUAAGAGUACAGCUGAAGUACAGGAGUUGGUCAAGGCCAAUAUCUCUCUGAAGGAACAAGUGAAUGCCAAAGCAGAGAUGGAGGAGCUGCAGAGAGCACAUACCUUGCUGAAGAAAGAAAUUGAUGCAAAAACAGAGCUACAAGAAAAUCUGAAUACUUGUCAAAUGCAACUUGAAGCAUUGCAAACUACUCACACUUCCCUGGAGGAGGAAAAAGAAGCCUUGCGACAAAAACUCCAGGACCAGACAAACUUACUUGAAAAAUUGAAGGCUGAAAGUGAAGCAGAGGCAGGCAAGAACUCUGCCAUGUGUGAGAAGCUGAGGGCAGAGAUUGAGGAACUGAAGAUGAUGAAAGUUGGGCAAGAUAAUGCAGUUCAGGAAGUGUCUGAACUCAAAGUUAGGCUGGAAGCACAGGUGGAACAAAUUAAAGAGGAGAAAUCUCAGGUACAGAUCCAAGUGGAAAUGUUGGAGCUGGACAAGAAGAAGAUGGGGGAGAGGCUUCAUAACCUUCAGGAAGCCAGUCAUCUCAAAGGCCAGCAGGCACAGAUUGAAAUAGAAACACUACAUGAACAAAUAGAAAUACUGAUGAAGGAUAAAAUAGCACUGGAAGCCAAAGUGGAGGCUGCCCAAAGACAGACUCAGGAACAAAUCAGUCUUGUGCAGCAGAAGCAAGAAGUGAUGCAGGCUCUUUCCUCAAAGAUUGAAUCCUUGGAUGCUAAGUUGAACCGUGCAGAAGAGGAAAAAGAGGAUAAAAAGCAAUUAGAGGAAGAAGUGAAAGCUUCCAAAGCAAAGAUUAUCAGACUGGAUACAAAAUGUGAACUGCUUGAGAAGGAGGUCCUAGCGCUGAGGGAGGCCAGGCAAGCUGAGGUGCAGGAGUCUUUCAACCGUACAAAGGACCACGAGGAGUUUGCACGACAGAAGGAAGCAGAAAUCUCAACCCUCCAGCAAGAGGUUAAGAAGCUCCUGCAGCAGUCGAUGUGUUCAAGCAGAAGUAGCAUUGCCGACCCACCUCCAGUGAAGGCUGAGGUGGCAGGGCUGAGUGACGAGAUGCUCAACCUCAAGGAAGAAUUGAGGCUUGCUGUGGCUCACAACAGCACUUUGAAAGAGGAGGUGAGCAGCCUCAGGGAUCAGGUGGCUAGGCAGUCCACCUCUUCAGACGUCCGUGUCCUUCAGGUCUCAUCAUCCAAACCUUCACAAACGAACCGAAGGGAUGCGAGCACGUCGGAUAAGGAAGGCUUUGUCACUCCAGUCCCGAAGGAACGCAAAGGAAGAAGAGGCAGACCUGCUACACAAACGUCAAAUAUCUCAGCUUGCCUGGACUCUUCUGUAGGGGAUGAGAGGCAGUCCUAUGCCUCUCCAGUAAUCUCCUCACCUCCGCCAGCCCCCACCAGCUCCUCUGGGCGGCCUCAACGAACUACCCGCCGCACUAUGCGAUAUGACUCAGAGGAGUAUGUGCUGGGUUACAGGCCCAGAGGUGAUGAUGAUAGGGCUUGGGAGCCUCGUCUCAAGGGAUCUGGACGCACCAAGCCACACAAGUCCAAGGUCUCGGGUGUUUCAAAUCCAUCCUGCAAGACCAAGAGAAUAAAAGCAGUAUGGCCAACAAAGCAGACAUGAUCCCAGGGUCAGAUGCCGAGCCAGAGAUUGAACCCAAGACAGGGACAGGUCGCAAGACCUCAACAACAAGACGGAGACGAGUCUUGUACAACUCCGAUGCUUUUGAUGAACCAUUCCUGUGUGCACCCGAGUUGGUCAGUAUCUCUCACUCGCUGCCAGUACGAGUUGAGGCUGAUGGGGAAAAAAUGUGAUAAGUAAAGUGAUCAAAGCAUAAUAAUAAUAAAGCAUGUAGAAUUGAAGAUUGGGAAAACUGAAGUACAAAUCGCUGUCACACAGCUUCUAAGUCACUAACUACUGUCUACUAUAAUUAAUUUUACAAGUAAUAUCAGUAAUCUUAUGGUAAACUUUCUUGGUUCCUGCCGUGUUUGCAGGUUUGUGAGGCACCCGAAGACAGUCCUAUGACCACUGUGCGCCGCCAGCUGAGAAACAAGAAGAAAUGAAUGUGUGCUGCUGCUGUCAGGGUUUCUUGUGCCUUGCUCUCCUCCUUCCCUGUCUCAGUCUUGCAAGAUCAACUUGAUGGUUGCUUUCUUACUUCUUUCUGAAAUAAAAUAUUUGUGUUAAGUUUGGAUGUUUAAUUUUAAGAAAAGUAGAUCUUUAUUUUAUUUUAGAUUGAUUAUUAUUUUAAGCUUAUUUCUUCUGUCUAGAUUUUUCACCGGAAAUAUAUAAAAAAUAGUGUUUAGAAUACAAUUUCUACAAAUAAUUAGUGCAACUGUGCAGUAUUACUUGUGUGUUUUGGAGUGACUGAAUUGUUUGUACUACUUGCUGCCAUGUGUGGUGUGGGUGUAUGAGCUGGUGUGCAAGGCAGUGGUGUGAGGCGUGCUCCGUGUGCUGCCUUUUGGUGAGGUCACGUGCCAUACACCAAUGAUAUUUUUUGUCUUGUAAUCUUGAGUAUGUGUACACUUUUUAUAAAGCCCAACUUUUAUAA
Portunus trituberculatus (swimming crab) is the source of this 5993-nucleotide messenger RNA. RefSeq names its product kinesin-like protein KIF20B. Gene Ontology annotation, molecular function: plus-end-directed microtubule motor activity; microtubule binding; ATP binding. Gene Ontology annotation, biological process: mitotic spindle assembly; microtubule-based movement. Gene Ontology annotation, cellular component: nucleus; spindle microtubule. NCBI's taxonomy places the organism in Eukaryota, Metazoa, Arthropoda, Malacostraca, Decapoda, Portunidae. Bases 200 to 5068 code for a protein of 1622 amino acids. The transcript has 31 exons. The record is from RefSeq and is a predicted model, not a curated record.